Messenger RNA from Boleophthalmus pectinirostris (great blue-spotted mudskipper), 4605 nucleotides. RefSeq names its product ELOVL fatty acid elongase 6 (gene elovl6). The transcript has 5 exons. Gene Ontology annotation, biological process: very long-chain fatty acid biosynthetic process; fatty acid elongation, polyunsaturated fatty acid; fatty acid elongation, saturated fatty acid. Gene Ontology annotation, cellular component: endoplasmic reticulum membrane; endoplasmic reticulum. NCBI's taxonomy places the organism in Eukaryota, Metazoa, Chordata, Actinopteri, Gobiiformes, Gobiidae. The record is from RefSeq and is a predicted model, not a curated record. Gene Ontology annotation, molecular function: fatty acid elongase activity. Bases 449 to 1111 code for a protein of 220 amino acids.
CCUGCUCUGUGCACCGCGCGCACAUCCCCGCGAGCUCCUGACAACAUAGCGGCAGCAGCACGAGCGAUGCGAGCACCGAGCAGGAGGCAGUGAGGAGACCACAGCCAACCCCGACACACAAACCGGAGAAAAACAGCCCCACACGCGGACACCCCUACUGCCCCCGCUUCUGCCCCUUCUGCCCCGCGCGCGUGAAGCUGAGCCCGGCUGCCUCCUCUUCUCCACUCGCCCCGGACGCCACACGCAGCCAUGUCCGUGCUCGCCCUCCAGGAGUACGAGUUCGAGAGGCAGUUCAACGAGGACGAGGCGAUCCGAUGGAUGCAGGAGAACUGGCCCAUCCGAUUCAUCUGAGACAACUUUGCUGUCGUAAACUGACGGUCACUAGUAGAAGAAAUCAUUUCUGUUCUCGGCUCUGUACGCUGCCUUUAUCUUGGGAGGUCGCCAUGUCAUGAAGCAAAGGGAGAAGUUUGAGCUGAGAAAACCUCUGGUGCUAUGGUCCCUCACACUUGCCGUUUUCAGUAUAUUUGGUGCCAUCCGUACAGGGAGCUAUAUGACCUUCAUCCUGAUGACCAAAGGGCUAAAACAGUCUGUCUGUGACCAAAGCUUCUAUAAUGGACCAGUCAGCAAGUUCUGGGCUUAUGCCUUUGUUCUUAGUAAAGCCCCAGAGCUCGGUGACACUCUGUUCAUCGUCCUCCGUAAGCAGAAGCUGAUCUUCCUGCACUGGUACCACCACAUCACGGUGCUGCUCUACUCCUGGUACUCCUACAAGGACAUGGUGGCCGGGGGGGGCUGGUUUAUGACUAUGAACUACCUGGUGCACGCCGUCAUGUACUCCUACUACGCCCUGAGAGCUGCCGGCUUCAAGGUCUCCCGCAAGUUCGCCAUGUUCAUCACCCUCACCCAAAUCACCCAGAUGCUGAUGGGCUGCGUGGUCAACUACCUGGUCUACUCGUGGAUGCAACAGGGCCAAGAGUGCCCCUCCCACAUGCAGAACAUCGUCUGGUCUUCACUCAUGUACCUCAGCUACUUUGUGCUCUUCGUGCAGUUCUUCUACGAGGCCUACAUGACCAAGUCCAAGAAAAUGUCCACAAUCGCCAAGAAAGAAGACUAAAUGAUGCCAUAGCUUACAACAGGGAAGGAAAGGGACCACCGGGGACCAUAAGGAGAUAGGGGACCAGUGACUUUAAUUCUUAACAAUGGUUUUAGUUGAGAAAUAAUAUGAAGAAAAUGGUUUGAAGGGAAUGCUUGAGCUGUUUAUGCGCAGAUGUAAAGCCUACAGAGUCUGAAGUCUAUAGGUGGAUGAAGAUAAAAAGCCAUCAUGACUUGUUUUAAAGGGUAUAUUUGUAUCAAGGUCUGAGUUGUUUUUACUGUAGACUGUCAACACACUCCCAGUUUGCAAACCUGCACAUCAUACUUAAAUCGUCUGACAGAAAUCUAGUGAGAAAUUUUACAACAACAGUAAAAUUGUGACUACGUUGCACUUGAUUAUCGGAAAUCUGAUUCUAAUUGACACUAAAAUUAGAUACUCAUUUGAUCGAUACCAAAAAAGUCACAUUCACAGGAAAGAAAUGAACAUUUGCUGAAGAGUUUUAGAGUCAUUUUGAGCUGUUUUGCAACAAGUUUAAGAGCACAUAGACUAGCAUACACCCAUGGACCACUAUGGAACCUACCUGGACCACUGAGGGAUUACACAAAUAACGCGACAUGGUGAAGAAAAUACUAUUUUAUGUUAAAAAUUACGUUCUGUUGUGUAAAGUGUUUUUUAUUAUCAUUGUGGUAUCAGAAUCAGUAUUGAGUAUCGAGUCGAUUUCCUAGUAUCGAAAUAGUUAAACAUUUUUGUAUCACAUGGUAAAACUUCUUCAAACUGGGCACGUGAGGACACUCUACGGUAAGGAGCGAACUAACUAGAACCACAAUUGCGAAGUAGCCGAACUAUCUACAUAUUAUUAAAAGGUCUUAUAUAAAUUAAUGUUGAAUCUUUGAAAAACAAGUUUUUAAGAUAACAAAAAAAAAACAAAUGAAGAGAAUAGAUAGACUAGAAUAUUUCAUUUGCCAUCAUCUUGUCACUUGAUAAAACGGACUUGUAAAGAUAAGCUGACAGUCAGUAGCGUCAUCUGUCCUGUGCGUGUGUCUUUAGUGUUUUUAGAAUCAGUGGAGUAGUUUGAGACACUGAAGGCUUAGUCUAUUGUCUAACCAUGAGCUGAUGGGGUGAGCGGCACUGCAUUUGUGUGUCUUACAUUGCAAAAAGGCAAUGUUUUCUCAGGUCAUAGGUUCUAAAUAUAAUAUGCAUAUCAAGAAAACGUAGGUCUGUUUAACAUCUAGGCUAGUUUACAUAGUGGCUUAUUCAUCCUGACGAGGUUGUGUAGUGACAACGUGUAUGAAAGAUGAACUAAACCAUGUCUCUGCUUGUGGGCCUGAUGGGAAACCUGCCUUUACAGAUAUUGCCAACUGUACUUUGAAAGGUUUUCAGAUUGUGUUUACCUGUACUUUGAGUAUUUUACUUGUGAUCCAGUUGUUGUUCACUUCCUCUUACUGUAUUUUUCAGACUAUAAGUCACACCAGACUGUAAGUCUCACUUUUUGGGGGAAAUUUAUUUUGUAAAAUCAGAGACCAGGAACCAACAUUUCACCUUGAAAGGCAAGUUAUAGUAAUAAUAAUAAUUAGAACAGAGAACAACAGGCUGUUAACAUCACAUAUUACCAAACUAUUGAUCUCACUCCAAAUCACUAAAUCCACUGAAUUCUUCAUCCUCUGUGUCACUUCUGAUCAACUCCGCGACCUCUGGAGGUAAACGGAGCGCCGCUUCCUCUUCUGCUCAGCAUCAGUUCCAGUUAGAAUUAUUCUGGCCUUUCUGAAUCCUGACAGGAUGGUUUUGGUUGUCCCUGAAGUCCCUGCUUUCUUGAUCCAUCCAGUGAUUUCUCGAAAAGUCGCAUGGUGCACAUGACUGAAACUUGUGACACCAUGGUUGUUCAUUCUGCUGCUUGUUUACAGUUUUCACAUAUUUCACUGCUUGCAGCUUGUUAUCUGCAAAAUAUGAUUUUCUUUUGGAUGCGUUUGUGUUCAGUCUUUAUAAAUUUUAAAAUUUUCAGUGGUACAGAAGUAAUGGUGCGAUCGACUGACAUGAUACAGACAGGACAGAGGCUCUUUCCGCAGGAGACAUGUGCAGUAGAGCCAAGUGACAGUGGUACAGGAGUAAUGGGAGCAACAGAUACUGACACACAAGCCUAGAGCCUCUCACUGCUGUCUGUGAAAUUUUUUAUAUAUAAGUGGCAGGACCACCCAAACCAUGAAAAAAGUGUGACUUAUAGUCCGAAAAACACUGCACAUAAACUGCAUAGAGUUGUUAGGUGUGAUGUCACUUCCGAGUUCAUCAGCUGAUUGAAAACGAUGAACAUGUUUACAUUUUUUUUUUGUUUAUAGCAUAGAUACAUUUUGCAAAGAAGAGAUUCCAGGUGUUUAAAGCUUAUAAGUUUAUAAGCAUGAUCUAUGGUUAUAACUGUGACAGAAAUUGUAUGAGGGAGGUAAUAUGCACAAUGGCUAGAUUGUUACUGCAUUAUUUAUAUAUUUGAUAGAAUUCAUGGUUAAACACAUGCUUUUCAUAGGUAAUUUUCUCUUGUUUGAUGAAAAAGGACCAAAAACGAAUCGAGAAAGCAGCUGUGAAGUUUUUACUUGGACUUGGAAGUGACGUUUCUUACAACUCUAUCGCUAAAUCUCUAAACGUGAUGAAAAAUUUGACCAAAUUUGAAUAUUUGGCUUUGAAUUGGUAGUUGCGAGGAAUAGACACACUUUAGGCCUGCCCGAUUUCAGACAAGCAUUGGAAUUAGACUCGACAAACAAAUACAAGAAUCACAUUUCGGAACUUGUUUAAACUACGGGGUUUGCCGUUUUUAUGCCGAAGGAGGAAAUUAUGGUACUUCAAAAACUCCAGCCUUUGCCCCGCUUGUUGGCUUGAGUAUACGUAAACACUUUCUGACUUAUAGAUGCUUUAAGGUCCCCCUCAGUAAAUAGACUAGUCUGUAGAUGCGAAGGACUGAAACGGAACCAUUUUAAGAUGAAAACCAAACCAUGCUAUUGUCAAAGUAGCUGUACUGAACUUGUAUGUAUCCUUAACUGUCUGUCGUGCUCACGUACAUUUGCACUGUAUUACUGUAAAAAAAAAAAAAAAAAAAAAAAAACACUGAAAAAGCUACAUGUAUGAACAAAGUGCAAAUUGUGACAUUGUGGUUUUGUCUUGGAACUUGACAUUGCUUACACAUGUUCUUUUGGUGCUCACUUUUAGCUUGCGGCGACAUUUUGAAAGCGCAGAAGGUCUGGUGGAGGGCACGGACAUCUUUAGAACGUGUCCUAUCCGAGCAUGAAUCCGUUAAUGAACAAAUGUCCAUGUUUAAACCAAAAGAAGGGCUUCUAUCUAGGCUUCACUCAGUCACACAAUGUAAAAUAAGUCCACACAGAAUUUCAAAUAGGCACUACGCUCUGUAAGUCCAAUAACUGUGUGUACAUAUGACAUAGACUGUGCUAAAUUAUGUUCCUGCGCCUCCACCUAUAGAGCAAAUGUGCAAUAAAUGUCAUUGUUGUUAAAUUAAAUAAAUUUCUUACAUAAUGAAA